Messenger RNA from Miniopterus natalensis, 1533 nucleotides. It is a transcript of the gene MYCBP, whose product is annotated as MYC binding protein. Gene Ontology annotation, molecular function: transcription coactivator activity. Lineage: Eukaryota; Metazoa; Chordata; Mammalia; Chiroptera; Miniopteridae. Gene Ontology annotation, biological process: regulation of DNA-templated transcription. The record is from RefSeq and is a predicted model, not a curated record. Gene Ontology annotation, cellular component: nucleus.
GUGCAGUGCUGCUCAGAGCCCGCCAGCCACGGUCUCCGGCGCCAGCUACGCCGCUGCCGCUGUCACUAUGGCCCAUUACAAAGCCGCCGACUCGAAGCGCGAGCAGUUCCGGAGGUACUUGGAGAAGUCAGGAGUGCUGGACACGCUGACCAAGGUAUUGGUAGCCUUAUAUGAAGAACCAGAGAAACCUAAUAGUGCUUUGGAUUUUUUAAAGCAUCACUUAGGAGCUGCUACCCCAGAAAAUCCAGAAAUAGAGCUGCUUCGCCUAGAAUUGGCAGAAAUGAAAGAGAAAUAUGAAGCUAUUGUAGAAGAAAAUAAAAAACUGAAAACAAAGCUUGCUCAGUAUGAACCACCUCAGGAGGAGAAGCGUGCUGAAUAGGAUUCUUCUCAGUUGAAAAGACACUGAAAAAUGUUUUGUAAGACUUGAAUAGUUUGUAUAGUAUAUAAUCUUUUCUGAACAGAUGCUAUAGAACUCUUUUAUAUAUAUGUUAAAUUCACCCAUCACACUUUAACUGUUAUAAACACAUAUUCUUAGAAUCACCAAUAAAAACUCAAUAUAACGUUCUUUGGGUCUUAAAGGCAGGAGAAUCUAAAGUGAAUCCUGAAAAAAAUCUAAACAUAGCCAUUAACUCAUUACCUUAAAAGACAUUCUGUUUACUAGUCUGACUAGGAAUGAUGGUACUGGUUGUAUUUUAGCUGAGGAAGGUUAGCAUGGAGCUGUUCCUUGGUUUAGUUCAGGGUAUGAGCACAGGUACAGUCAUUCUUUAAAAUGAAGAUGACACUUUAUAUUCUCCAUAGGCAGCUGGAGAGGUCUGUGUGACAUGAAAUGCUUUUGCAUGGGUUCCCGUGAACCUUUUGCUCAUUUAUAUAACUUGGGACAAAUAACUCUUCUUUGCCACCACUUUGCCUUAGAUAACUGGGUGUGUGCCGGUCUGACCUCUGACACCACUUUUCCUUCUAUGCAUUCAUGCCCUAUUUGAUAAUGUUGCCUUGCUUGCAUUGUGCUUCAGUGGGUCCUACUUGCACAUUGGCCUUUCUGUGUCGAUUUUCAAUUUGCUAUAACAGCAGUUACCCUGUUGUAACUUAUAUAACUUUAAACAGGAUCACACUGUUCCCCUGCCUUACUUAGUUGCUCAGUUGAGCACAGAGGCAAUAUAAAAUUCUGGGUUCAUGCACAAGCUGGGAUGAGAAGGGGAAUGAGCCAUAUAUUGUGGAAAAUUAUAGUUUGUGGGUAUAAUUAUAUAGUGCUUCUUUCUCUCAAAGUAUUUUUCUAGCCUUGAAUUCAUUUUAUCUUCAUUAUCCCUGUGAAGUAGGUAGGGCAAGUAUGAGGGGAGGCUGGGUGCUGAAUUUUUAGGCCAAAGACUGGUAUUAAUACAAAUCAUUUACUAACUAUAGAACCUUGGGCACAUCAAUUAACUGUGACUCCUUGCCUCAUCUGUUAAAUGAGAAUAGUAUGUGUGCUACCUACCUCACAGGGUUGUUGUGAGGGUCAAAUGGAAUAUAUGUGAAAGAUUUGUAAAUGGUAAAGCACUA